AUGGCAUACUUCCGACAGGGUGUUGCCCUUCAGUACCUUGGUCGCCAUGCCGAUGCCCUGGCUGCGUUCGCCUCGGGACUUGCCCAGGACCCCAAGAGCCUGCAGUUGCUGGUGGGCAUGGUGGAGGCCGCCAUGAAGUCACCGCUACGAGAGUCUCUGGAGCCUACCUAUCAGCAGCUGCAAAAAAUGAAGCUGGACAAGAGUCCUUUUGUGGUGGUGUCAGUGAUCGGCCAGGAGCUGCUGACCGCGAGCCACCACACUGCCUCUGUUGUGGUGCUGGAAGCCGCUCUGAAGAUUGGCACGUGCAGUCUCAAGCUCCGGGGGUCGGUCUUCUCAGCCCUCAGCAGUGCUCACUGGUCCCUGGGCAACACAGAGAAGAGCACUGGAUACAUGCAGCAAGACCUGGAAGUGGCCAAGACUUUAGGUGACCAAACAGGGGAAUGCCGCGCUCACGGAAAUCUGGGAUCGGCAUUCUUCUCCAAGGGAAACUACAGAGAAGCACUUACCAACCACCGCAACCAGCUGGUCCUGGCCAUGAAGCUCAAGGACAGAGAGGCUGCCUCUCUGGCGUUGAGCAGUUUGGGACAUGUAUACACCGCCAUCGGGGACUAUCCAAAUGCACUGGCCAGUCAUAAACAGUGUGUCCUACUGGCCAAGCAGUCCAAAGAUCAGCUUUCAGAGGCCCGCGAACUGGGAAACAUGGGAGCAGUCUAUAUUGCUAUGGGAGACUUUGACAACGCAGUACAAUGCCAUGAGCAGCACCUGGGCAUCGCUAAAUCGCUGGAGAAUAAACGUGAGGAAGCCCGGGCUUACAGUAACCUCGGCAGCGCCUACCACUAUCACAGGAACUUUGACAAGGCCAUGUCCUACCACACGCACGUGCUAGAGCUGGCACAAGAGCUAGAGGAGAAGUCCAUCGAGAUGAGAGCCUAUGCAGGACUAGGCCAUGCUGCUCGGUGUAUGCAAGAUUUGGAGAGAGCCAAACAGUACCACGAACAGCAACUAUCCAUUGCAGAGGGUUUGAAAGACCGGGCAGCAGAAGGACGAGCCUCCUCCAAUCUAGGCAUUAUCCACCAGAUGAAAGGGGACUAUGACACUGCACUGAAGCUACACAAAACACACCUGGCCAUUGUCCAGGAGUUAAAUGACUAUGCAGCUCAGGGCCGUGCCUAUGGGAACAUGGGAAACGCUUUCAACGCUCUGGGAGUGUUUGAUCAGGCCGUACGUUACCACCGGCAGGAGCUGCAGAUUUCUAUGGAAGUGAACGACCGGGCAUCGCAGGCAUCGACACAUGGAAACCUGGCUGUAGCUUACCAAGCCCUGGGAGCACACGACCGCGCCCUGCAACAUUACCAAAAUCACCUCAACAUUGCCCGAGAGCUCCGAGAUGUCCAGAGUGAAGCUCGAGCUCUUGGAAACUUAGGAAACUUUCACUGCUCCAGAGGGGAAUUUCCUCAAGCUGUGCCAUACUAUGAACAAUACCUCCGUCUGUCCCCUGACCUCCAAGAUAUGGAAAGUGAAGGGAAGGUUUGCCACAAUCUAGGUUAUGCUCACUAUUGUUUGGGCAACUACCAGGACGCUGUCAAAUACUACGAACAGGACCUAGCGCUGGCUAAAGAUCUCCAUGAUAAACUGAGCCAGGCCAAAGCUUAUUGCAACUUGGGGUUGGCAUUUAAGGCCCUGGGAGACUUCACAAAAGCAGAAGAGUGUCAGAGAUACCUGCUCUCUUUGGCUCAAUCCCUAAACAAUGCACAAGCUCGUUUCAGAGCUCUGGGGAACCUGGGAGACAUAUUUGUGUGCAAAAAAGACAUUGCGGGAGCUAUUCAGUUUUAUGAGCAGCAGCUUGCUUUAGCCCACCAGAUCAAAGAGCGUCGGAUGGAGGCCUGUGCAUAUGCUGCUUUGGGAGCUACUUACAGACUCGUGCAGAAGUACGACAAAGCUCUUGGCUACCACACCCAGGAGCUUGAAGUGUAUCAGGAGUUGGGUGAUGUGCCAGGCGAGUGCAAGGCCCACGGACACCUGGCAGCGGUCUACAUGGCUUUGGGGAAGUAUGCCAUGGCUUUCAAGAGCUACGAGGAGCAGUUGGAACUAGGCCGAAGACUGAAAGAUCCAGUUGUGGAGGCUCAGGUUUAUGGGAAUAUGGGUAUCACAAAAAUGAAUGUAGGUGUAAUGGAAGAGGCCAUUGGUUACUUGGAACAACAGCUGGCUACUUUACAACAGCUAAAUGGCAACGAAGCAGUAAUGGACCGAGGGAGAGCCUAUGGAAAUCUAGGUGAUUGUUAUGAAGCACUGGGAGACUUUGAGGAAGCAAUCAAGUACUAUGACCAAUAUCUGUCAGUGGCUCAAAGUCUGAACCGUAUGCAAGACCAAGAGAAAGCCUACAGGGGGCUGGGCAAUGGGCACAGGGCCAUGGGAAAUCUACAGCAGUCACUAGUUUGCUUUGAGAAAAGACUAGUCGUAGCUCAUGAGCUGGGAGAAUGUGGAGGCAAAGCCCAAGCCUAUGGAGAACUUGGAGCACUGCAUAGCCAGCUGGGAAAUUAUGAGCAGGCCAUCUCUUGUCUUGAGCGGCAGCUUGCUAUUGCACGUGAUACCCUGGAUCGGCUGCUGGAAGGAGAUGCCAGCUGUGGUUUGGGAGCUGUGUAUCAAGCAAUGGGAGAGUACGAGACAGCUCUUCAGUGCCACCAAAGUGACCUGGACAUAGCAGAGGAAACUGGGAGUCCGACCCGUCAGGCCCGGGCUUAUGGCAAUUUGGGACUUACAUACGAGUCUCUAGGAAACUACGAGCGCGCUGUUGUGUUUCAGGAACAACAUCUAAGUGUGGCUGCUCAGACUAAUGAUUUGGCAGCCAAAACCCUGGCCUACGGCAGCCUCGGCAGAACACAUCACGCACUGCAGAACUACUCCCAGGCUGUCAUGUACCUGCAGGAAGGCCUCCGACUCGCAGAACAGCUGGCUCGACGUGAAGAUGAGGCCAAGAUUCGCCAUCGUCUCGGACUCUCACUGUGGGCCAGUGGGAACCUGGAGGAGGCCCAACAUCAGCUUUACCGAGCAUCAGCACUCUUUGAGACGAUUCGCCACGAAGCUCAGCACAGCACAGACUACAAGCUGUCUCUGUUCGACCUGCAGACCUCUUGUUAUCAGGCACUCCAGAGGGUCCUUGUGAGCCUAGGACAUCACGACGAGGCGCUGGCUGUGGCAGAACGCGGCCGAACGCGAGCCUUUGCUGAUCUGUUGGUGGAAAGGCAGACCGGCCAGCAGGACAUGGACCCCUACACCCCAGUCACAGUGGAGCACAUCCUGGACACUGUGAACAGCCAGAGGGCCCUGGUGCUAUACUUCUCCAUGGCCGCCGGCUACCUGUACAGCUGGUUGCUAGCUCCAGGAGCAGGCAUCCUGAAGUUUCAUGAGGUGUACCUAGGGGAGGGCGUUUCGGAAGGAGGCUCUGAUUUCCAGGACGGAGGGGGCAGCGGCAUGGUCAGCGGGUCUUCACUGGAGCAGCACAUUGCAAGCGCUCGUGAGGCCCUUGGAGUUGAGUCCUACUACAGCAGAGGGUGUUCAAGCAGCGAGACCGAAAGUGAAGCCGGAGAUUUAUUGGACCAACAGUUUGAGGAGCUGAACAACAAACUUAAUUCUGUGACGGAUCCAACCGGCUUCCUCCGCAUGGUGUCCAGAAACAACUUAUUCAACAGAAGUUGCCAAAGUAUGACCAGCCUGUUCAGUAACACCAUGUCUCCUGCCAAAGAGGGCAGCUCGACCCUUUCACGUCGCUCUAGCAAUCUGAGCAAGCCUCCUCUCAGGGCACUUUAUGAUUUACUCAUCGCUCCCAUGGAGGGGGGUCUAAUGCACUCGAGUGGACCUGUUGGCAGACAUCGGCAGCUGGUGAUGGUGCUAGAGGGAGAGCUUUACCUCAUUCCCUUUGCUUUGCUCAAAGGAAGUUCUUCUAAUGAAUACCUAUAUGAGCGCUUUAGCCUUAUUGCUGUACCUUCUAUCCAUGGUCUUGGAACGAGCCUAAAGUCUCACUCCCGGCGUCUUGGAUCAGCUCCUUGUGGUGGUGUUUCCAUGGCUGCAGUAGUUGGAAACCCGCGGCUACCUUCACCUGUAAUGGAUCGCUGGUUGUGGGGCCCCAUGCCUUCUGCAGAAGAGGAGGCUCUAAUGGUAGCAGAGCUGUUGGGCUGCCAUCCACUGGCUGGUUCCUCCGCCACUAAAGAGAGGGUCAUGAGUUCUCUCUCCCAGGCUGAGUGUGCUCACUUUGCUACUCAUAUUUCCUGGAAGUUGGCAGCAUUGGUGCUAACCCCAAAUCCAGAAAGCGUUUCGUCUGGUGCGAGUGGGAACGUUGGGACGAUCGGUCGAGGAGCAGGCGGCAGUGGAGGCAGCAGUAGCAGAGGUAGAAAAGGCUCUGUUGGAAGUGGAUACACCAUACCAGAGUCUCUGCACAUGCAAGAUGACAACAGCGACGUGGAGAGUAUUUGUGAUAGUCCACCACUUCAAGAGUUCCUGCUUACAGCAGCAGACAUCUUAAACCUCAGACUUCCUGUCAAGCUGGUGGUGCUUGGGUCUUACCAGGAGUCCAGCUCUAAAGUGACAGCAGACGGUGUGGUCGGACUAACCAGAGCCUUCCUCGCUGCCGGAGCCCAGUGUGUCCUUGUCUCCUUGUGGCCUGUUCCUGUUGCUGCCUCUAAAGUUUUUGUCCAUGCUUUCUACACUGCCCUUCUUAAUGGGACCAAAGCUAGUGCUGCUCUGGCAGAUGCCAUGAAGACUGUCCAAAGUAGUAAACAGUACUCGCACCCCUCCAAUUGGGCAGGGUACAUGCUUAUUGGAAAUGAUGUAAAGCUCAACAGCCCCUCUUCUCUGAUUGGCCAAGCCUUAGCAGAGAUUCUGCAGUAUCCUGAGCGGGCACGAGAUGCUCUUAGAGUUUUGCUGCAUCUGGUUGAAAAAUCUCUUCAGAGGAUCCAGAAUGGCCAGCGCAACUCCAUGUACACUUCACAGCAGAGUGUGGAGAACAAGGUGGGGGGUGUCCCUGGGUGGCAGUCUCUGUUGACAGCUGUAGGCUUCCGUCUUGACUCAGCAGGCACCGGUUUCCCUGCAGCGGUCUUCUUCCCCACGGCUGACCCAGGAGACAGGCUCCAACAGUGCAGUAACACAUUACAGUCACUACUGGGCCUUCCUCCACCAGCCCUGCAGGCUUUGUGUAAACUCAUAACUGCAUCCGAAGCUGGAGAGCAGCUAAUUAACCGGCUCCACCAGGUGCUUGUUCAACUCCAGACUGGAGAAAAAGAGCAAGAUUUCUCCCUCUUACCAAUUCAAGUGUCCAUUAGUGUGCAGCUCUGGAGACUUCCUGGAUGCCAUGAAUUUCUUGCUGCUCUUGGAUUUGACUUAUGUGAGGUAGGCCAAGAAGAAGUCAUCUUAAAGACAGGCAAAUUAGCCAACCGCCGCACCCUGCACUUUGCGCUCCAAUCCCUGCUGGCUCUGUUUGACUCCACUGAAUUACCAAAGCGCUUGAGUUUGGACAGCUCAUCUUCCCUGGAGUCUCUAGCAUCAGCUCAGUCUGUCUCCAAUCCUUUGUUGGGAUAUUCCAGCCUACCGUUUUCCCCUAGCUUUAUGGACAGUCAGGCCUCAGAUGCCAUUUCUGUGUACAGUCUCAGCUCUGUUGCAUCUUCUAUGAGCUUUGCUUCUAAAUCAGAUUGUGACAUUCUUGCACAUCGACAGCGUGGUGGUGCCACAGCAUAUUAUUCUGCCCACAAGCAUCACGUCCCUCGAAGUCGCUCAUCUCCUCAUGGGGCAGCUGCCUCUGUAGCCGGCGCUCGAGGAGACGAGGAGGAGUACGAAGGAUUCUCAAUCAUCAGCAGUGAACCGCUGGGGAGCCACUGUGACUCCCUGCCAUUGCCCCCAGGACACAGCCAACGCCACAGAGGAGGCCGUGGGCUAAGUGCCUCAAGUGGGGCAGGGCGGGGCUAUACCGUGUCUGUGUCGUCCCGAGGUAGUGUCAGCACACCCACAUCCCCCGUCAAGACCAGCCUUGUCCCGAGCCCAAACUCUCCCUUCCAGAAGGUGGGAAAAGUGAACACCUCUGACACGGGGGAGUCAGACCAGUCCAGCACUGAGACCGACAGCACUGUCAAGUCUCAGGAAGAAAAGGCAGCCCCUUUGGAUCCUCAGGAACUAGCCCAGAAGAUUUUAGAGGAAACUCACACCCACCUGAGGGCAGUGGGGAGCCUCCAGCGUUCCAGGCCAGAGGGUGCUACAUCAGGAGUGAAUACGGUGCGCAGCAGCGCAUUCCGCUCCUCUGAAACUAGUGCUUUUAGUCGUCCAAACAGUAGUGCUAGCGGUCGUUCUCACUCUUCUCCUAGACCGAAACCCCCAUCUCGUUCCUCCUCACUACAGAAGAUAAGCUCUGGCUAUAAUAGUCCUGCAGUUUCUGAGUCAUCGCAGAAAGAGGGCUGUCAUUCUUCACCCACACUGGACAGUAUUGCACAACUAAAACUCAAAUAUCCAAGCUCCCCUUAUAGUGGUCACAUCUCUCGCUCCCCCAGCAACAUCUCUCCCUGUUCGGGUCACCAGUCUCCAGCUGAUAGUGCUCCAUCCCCAGCUCUGUCCUACUCCUCCACAGGGUCGGCAUGUUCAACCUCAGCUGAUGUUCCAGACUUGGACCGUCUUAGAAGAGGAGUCAUCGAUGAGAAAGUUCAGGCUAUACACAAUCUAAAGACCUUUUGGACAAAUGCCACAGGCCAGCAGCAGCAUCUAGGUCCACUCAGGGCUGUGCAUAGUGCAUCCGCCAGUAGAGAUGUACUGAACCUGCUAAACCUUUCCCCGCGCCACUGCUCACCCAACGAGACCUCCGACAGCCUGGAGCUGCGGGAGUUAGAGGGGAGCAACAGAAACUCUUCCAAUGGACAUUUUUCCAACCCUAGAAAAGUGUCCCCGUCUCCCACUAUUUCCACACGCAGCAGCCCUGGACCUCGCUCGUUUCGACUACCUGCUGGCAAUGGAUACAAGUUCCUGUCACCUGGUAGAUUUUUCCCUUCUUCUAAAUGCUGA
Molecule: messenger RNA, 7035 nt
Organism: Knipowitschia caucasica
Lineage: Eukaryota; Metazoa; Chordata; Actinopteri; Gobiiformes; Gobiidae
Source: the annotation of a GenBank genome assembly